Messenger RNA from Chionomys nivalis (European snow vole), 5299 nucleotides. RefSeq names its product zinc finger protein 521 (gene Znf521). Gene Ontology annotation, biological process: regulation of transcription by RNA polymerase II. The coding region runs from base 593 to 4525 and encodes 1310 amino acids. Lineage: Eukaryota; Metazoa; Chordata; Mammalia; Rodentia; Cricetidae. Gene Ontology annotation, cellular component: nucleus. The record is from RefSeq and is a predicted model, not a curated record. The transcript is spliced from 7 exons. Gene Ontology annotation, molecular function: DNA-binding transcription factor activity, RNA polymerase II-specific; RNA polymerase II transcription regulatory region sequence-specific DNA binding.
UCGGUGAUCUUUUCGAUUGCCAGGCACGGUUGAUUUUCACCCCCUUGGUCCCCCAAACUACAAAAGACUCGCUUUGUAAACAAAUCAGUGUUAUUGGAGGUGGGUUUUUUUGGGGGGCAAUUCUUGUUGAUAAGAGAAAGUGCUUAAAAACAAAUCACCCCGAUCUUUAUUAGUUAUUUUUCCUAUUCGCAUUAACUAUGUGAAAUUUUACUGAGGUGGAAAUAGUAACGGAUUUUUGCUUUUCGGUGUAUCUGACGCUUCUUCAAGCACUGUGUUGUAAUUUUUAAAAAAGGCUUCCCCGCUUUUUCUUUUUCUUUCCCUUUCUCUUUUUUCUUUUGGAGGUUGGGGGUGGGGGGCGAAGGCUGGGAAAGUUUGGUGUUAGCCACCGUGCCGAGUGCGGAGCCCCGGGUAGCAGCGAGCCCCGCGCGCGAGCGCGAGCAGGAGCCGGAGUGAGGAGCGGAGCGCGGAGCGAGGGCGAGAGGGAGGCCGAGCGGAGGGCGCGAGGCGCCGCGGCGCGAGGGGCGCGCGGCCACGAGGAAGUGUAGUUUCUUACAGGGCUGAAUUGAAACAACUUCAGCUGUUUGCUUUUAGGAUGUCUCGCCGCAAGCAAGCGAAACCGAGAUCCCUCAAAGACCCCAGCUGUAAACUUGAAGACAAGACUGAGGAUGGAGAAGCCAUAGACUGCAAGAAGAGGCCAGAAGACGGCGAGGAGUUGGAGGACGAAGCUGUGCACAGCUGUGACAGCUGCCUCCAGGUGUUUGAGUCACUGAGCGACAUCACAGAGCACAAGAUCCAUCAAUGCCAGCUGACAGAUGGAGCUGAUGUCGAGGACGACCCCACCUGCUCUUGGCCAGCCUCCUCACCUUCCAGUAAGGACCAGACGUCCCCCAGCCAUGGAGAAGGCUGCGAUUUUGGAGAGGAAGAAGGUGGCCCUGGAUUGCCGUACCCGUGCCAGUUCUGUGACAAGUCGUUUAGCCGCCUCAGCUACCUAAAGCACCAUGAGCAGAGCCACAGUGACAAGCUGCCCUUCAAAUGCACCUACUGCAGUCGGCUGUUCAAACACAAGCGGAGCCGCGACCGCCACAUAAAGCUCCACACAGGGGACAAGAAGUACCACUGCAGCGAAUGCGACGCGGCCUUUUCUCGCAGUGAUCAUCUGAAAAUUCAUCUAAAGACUCACACAUCCAACAAGCCAUAUAAAUGUGCUAUUUGUCGGCGCGGGUUUCUGUCCUCUAGUUCCUUGCACGGACAUAUGCAGGUUCAUGAGCGGAACAAGGACGGCUCCCAGUCUGGUUCCAGGAUGGAGGACUGGAAGAUGAAGGACACCCAGAAGUGCAGCCAGUGUGAGGAGGGCUUUGAUUUCCCAGAGGACUUGCAGAAGCACAUUGCAGAGUGCCACCCCGAGUGCUCCCCAAAUGAGGACCGAGCAGCCCUCCAGUGCAUGUACUGCCACGAGCUGUUUGUGGAGGAGGCCUCCCUCAUGAACCACGUAGAGCAGGCCCAUGCAAGCGAAAAGAAGAACUCAUGCAGCGUCUGCUCAGAGAGCUUCCUCACUGUCGAGGAGCUCUACAGCCACGUGGACAGUCACCAGCAGCCAGAGUCCUGUAACCCCAGCAACAGCCCAUCUCUGGUCACUGUGGGGUAUACCUCUGUGUCUAGCACGACUCCGGAUUCCAACCUCUCAGUGGACAGCUCAACCAUGGUGGAGGCCGCUCCACCCAUUCCAAAGAGCCGAGGGAGGAAGCGAGCUGCACAGCAGACCUCGGACAUGACCGGUCCCUCUAGCAAACAAGCGAAAGUCACCUACAGCUGUAUUUACUGCAACAAGCAGUUAUUUUCGAGUCUUGCAGUUCUGCAGAUUCACUUGAAAACUAUGCAUUUAGAUAAGCCAGAACAGGCCCAUAUCUGCCAGUAUUGCUUGGAGGUCUUGCCCUCACUCUAUAACCUAAAUGAACAUAUUAAGCAAGUGCAUGAAGCUCAGGACCCAGGCCUGAUUGUUUCAGCCAUGCCUGCCAUCGUUUACCAGUGCAACUUCUGCUCUGAAGUUGUCAAUGACCUCAACACCCUUCAGGAGCACAUCCGAUGCUCUCACGGGUUUGCCAAUCCUGCAGCCAAGGACAGCAAUGCGUUCUUCUGUCCCCAUUGUUACAUGGGAUUUCUCACUGACUCUUCCCUCGAAGAGCAUAUAAGACAGGUCCAUUGUGACCUCAGUGGCUCCCGGUUUGGGUCUCCUGUGCUUGGGACUCCAAAAGAACCCGUAGUUGAAGUCUAUUCCUGUUCCUAUUGUACGAAUUCGCCAAUAUUCAACAGUGUUCUUAAACUGAAUAAGCAUAUUAAAGAGAAUCAUAAAAACAUUCCCUUGGCCCUGAAUUAUAUUCACAAUGGGAAGAAAUCCCGGGCCUUGAGCCCCUUGUCUCCUGUGGCCAUAGAGCAGACAUCCCUUAAGAUGAUGCAGGCAGUGGGAGGCGGCCCUGCCCGCUCUGCUGGAGAAUAUAUCUGUAAUCAGUGUGGUGCUAAGUACACAUCCCUAGACAGCUUUCAGACUCACCUCAAAACCCAUCUGGACACUGUGCUGCCAAAACUGACCUGCCCUCAGUGUAACAAAGAGUUCCCCAACCAAGAGUCCUUGCUGAAGCACGUGACUAUCCACUUCAUGAUCACCUCAACCUACUACAUCUGUGAGAGCUGUGACAAGCAGUUCACCUCGGUGGAUGACCUGCAGAAGCACCUGCUGGACAUGCACACGUUUGUCUUCUUCCGCUGCACUCUCUGUCAAGAAGUGUUCGACUCCAAGGUCUCCAUCCAGCUGCACUUGGCCGUAAAACACAGCAAUGAGAAGAAGGUCUACCGCUGCACAUCCUGCAACUGGGACUUCCGCAACGAGACGGACCUGCAGCUGCACGUGAAGCACAACCACUUGGAGAACCAAGGCAAGGUGCACAAGUGCAUCUUCUGUGGCGAGUCCUUUGGCACGGAGGUGGAGCUCCAGUGCCACAUCACCACGCACAGCAAGAAAUACAACUGCAGGUUCUGCAGCAAGGCCUUCCACGCCGUCAUCCUGCUGGAGAAGCACCUGCGGGAGAAGCACUGUGUGUUUGAAACCAAGACCCCCAACUGUGGCACAAAUGGGGCCUCAGAGCAAGUGCAGAAGGAGGAGGCGGAGCUGCAGACCCUACUCACCAACAGUCAGGAGUCCCAUAACAGUCACGAUGGCAGCGAGGAGGACGUGGACAGCUCUGAGCCCAUGUAUGGCUGCGACAUCUGCGGGGCGGCCUACACCAUGGAGACUCUGCUGCAGAACCACCAGCUCCGGGACCACAACAUCAGACCCGGAGAGAGUGCCAUCGUGAAGAAGAAAGCAGAGCUCAUUAAAGGGAAUUACAAGUGCAACGUGUGCUCGCGAACCUUCUUCUCCGAAAAUGGGCUCCGUGAACAUAUGCAGACCCACCUAGGCCCUGUCAAACACUACAUGUGCCCUAUCUGUGGCGAGCGCUUCCCCUCCCUUUUGACUCUCACUGAACACAAAGUCACACACAGCAAGAGCCUGGAUACUGGAAACUGUCGCAUUUGCAAGAUGCCCCUACAGAGCGAAGAGGAGUUUUUAGAGCACUGCCAGAUGCACCCCGACCUGAGGAAUUCCCUGACUGGGUUUCGCUGUGUGGUGUGCAUGCAGACUGUCACCUCUACUUUGGAACUCAAAAUCCACGGGACCUUCCACAUGCAGAAGACAGGGAAUGGGUCCACCGUGCAGACCACUGGGCGUGGCCAGCACGUCCAGAAACUGUACAAGUGCGCAUCUUGCCUCAAAGAGUUCCGUUCCAAGCAAGAUUUGGUGAAACUUGAUAUCAAUGGCUUGCCAUAUGGUCUGUGUGCCGGCUGUGUGAAUCUUAGUAAGAGCAGUAGCCCGGGCCUCAGUCUCCCUUCUGGCACCGGCAGACCGGGCUUGGGCCAGAAUGAGAAUCUAUGUGCCCUGGAGGGCAAAGGCAAGGUGGGGGGACUGAAGACGCGCUGUUCAAGUUGCAAUGUCAAGUUUGAGUCUGAAAGCGAACUCCAGAACCACAUCCAGACAGUGCACCGGGAACUCGUGCCAGACGGCAACAGCACACAGUUGAAAACGCCCCAAGUGUCGCCCAUGCCCAGAAUCAGCCCCUCCCAGUCCGAUGAGAAGACGUACCAGUGCAUCAAGUGUCAGAUGGUCUUCUACAACGAGUGGGACAUCCAGGUCCAUGUGGCGAACCACAUGAUUGAUGAAGGACUGAAUCAUGAGUGCAAACUCUGCAGCCAGACCUUCGACUCCCCUGCCAAACUUCAGUGCCACCUGAUAGAGCACAGCUUCGAAGGGAUGGGAGGCACCUUCAAGUGCCCUGUCUGUUUCACAGUGUUUGUCCAGGCCAACAAGUUGCAGCAGCAUAUAUUCUCUGCCCAUGGACAAGAGGACAAGAUCUAUGACUGCACGCAGUGUCCACAGAAGUUUUUCUUCCAGACAGAGCUGCAGAAUCAUACGAUGACCCAACACAGCAGUUAGUUCAAGUACAGCCUCUCAAGGAGAAGGACUUUUGCGGCACAAAAAGGGAACAUGUUUUACUCUUUGCACGAAACUUACAUUGUUAAUGUAUAUUCUUCAGAAGCAUUGUAUUGUAUCAUACAACUUGUAUUAUCAAACUGUUGGAUGUUCAUGUGUUGGAACUUCUGAGCACCAGAUAGACUCCUUGUAUAUAAAGUGUUGCACAUGUAAUUAUGUCGUCGAUGCUAAAAUGGUCUUAUAAAGACAAGUGGACUUGGGCCCUAUUCAGACAAGAUUUUCAAAGUGAACAAAAUGGCUUAAGAGAUAAUGUUUCAAGGAAGACAAAACUUAAAAGAACUGUUAUCAUGUGACUCUGGCUGGACUUCCUUUUACUUACGCUUAAGCCUCGAAUUUCUCUUUUGGUAUAUCAACGGUAAAAACCCAAGACUUUUUUAUUGCUGGAGAUUCUCGUGAACCAUGAAGAGACAUUCUCACAGAACAGAACCCCACAUCUGGAUACGGCCCAUAUAUAUAUUUGUAAGCCUUGCAGUGUGACAGGUAGCCUCGCCAUAUAUGCAAUAGUUGUUACGUAGACUGUCAAAGUUUUGUUUUUCGUUAUUUUUUUUUGUUGUUGUUCCUGGCUACAUUUGAAGCUUUGAGUGUUAAAGAUUUUCCUUAAUGAUUUCACCCAGCCAAAUUCUUGAAUCGGUUGAACUAACCUGUAUGUUACUGUUCUCAAUGUUUACUCUGCGGUCUGAACCUGGAGAUUACUGGAAUUGUUUUCCAAGAGGAAAU